This is a messenger RNA of Tupaia belangeri chinensis (Chinese tree shrew), 1282 nucleotides long. RefSeq names its product Yip1 interacting factor homolog B, membrane trafficking protein (gene YIF1B). Gene Ontology annotation, cellular component: endoplasmic reticulum-Golgi intermediate compartment; Golgi membrane; endoplasmic reticulum membrane. The record is from RefSeq and is a predicted model, not a curated record. The transcript is spliced from 10 exons. Gene Ontology annotation, biological process: endoplasmic reticulum to Golgi vesicle-mediated transport. Lineage: Eukaryota; Metazoa; Chordata; Mammalia; Scandentia; Tupaiidae. Bases 416 to 1282 code for a protein of 288 amino acids.
GUCACUACAGGUCGGGGGUCGCGAGAUCGAGAUUCUGGACCUUCGAGGUGUGCACAGCGCAGGAUGCCAGGCCCGGUUGGCGUUUUGCUUUCCCCUGCUCCCCAGCCUUCCGUGGCUCCCCAGUGCCCUUGGGCUGUCACCCACACACCGUAUUACAGCCUUCAGGGCUCUCCGUGAGCGGAGAGGGCCAUGUUUACCCUCAUUUCAGAAUCUAACCUGUAUUUCGUGUACUGUUAAGCCCCUUUCCCUGUCUUCGUGGAUUUCUAUCUCUAAGUUUUGCUUCAUCGCACGCCCGUGGCAAAACCUGAAGAAAACAAAAGAAAGAAAAGCACAGCUGGAGAUUGGCGUUGGGGGCAAUGGCACCAAUGGCUUGGUCAGCUGAGAGAAGCAUUUAGCCUCAAAGAGGAGGAUCCCUAUGUCCCAGCCGGGCAUGGCUGAUCCUCACCAGCUUUUUGACGACACCAGUUCAGCCCAGAGCAGGGGCUAUGGGGCCCAACGUGCACCUGGCAGCCUGGGCUACCCAGCAGCCUCUGCCUCACCCCAAGCAGCCUUCCUAGCCGAUCCUAUGUCCAACAUGGCCAUGGCCUACGGGAGCAGCCUGGCUGCACAGGGCAAGGAACUGGUGGACAAAAACAUUGACCGCUUCAUCCCCGUCACCAAGCUCAAGUAUUACUUCGCUGUGGACACCAUGUACGUGGGCAGGAAGCUGGGCCUGCUCCUCUUCCCCUACCUGCACCAGGACUGGGAAGUACAGUACCAGCAGGACACACCAGUGGCCCCCCGCUUUGACGUCAAUGCGCCAGACCUCUACAUUCCAGCCAUGGCUUUCAUCACCUACAUCUUGGUGGCUGGCCUUGCACUGGGGACCCAGGAUAGGUUCUCCCCAGACCUCCUGGGGCUGCAGGCCAGCUCUGUAUUGGCCUGGCUGACACUGGAGGUGCUGGCCAUCCUGCUCAGCCUCUACCUGGUCACUGUCAACACCGACCUCACCACCAUCGACCUGGUGGCCUUCCUGGGCUACAAAUAUGUCGGGAUGAUUGGUGGGGUCCUCAUGGGCCUGCUCUUUGGGAAGAUCGGCUACUACCUGGUGCUGGGCUGGUGCUGCGUGUCUAUCUUUGUGUUCAUGAUCCGGACGCUGCGGCUGAAGAUCCUGGCAGAGGCGGCGGCAGAGGGGGUCCCGGUGCGCGGGGCGCGGAACCAGCUGCGCAUGUACCGGACCAUGGCGGUGGCGGCGGCACAGCCUCUGCUCAUGUACUGGCUCACCUUCCACCUGGUGCGGUGA